GGAGCGGCCCGGAACCUUUCUGGCGGCGGCCCGUGUUUCCGGCCCGGCCGCGCUUGGGGACGGACCGCCGCGCCCGGAAGCGGCCGGACGGAGCCGGUAGCGCUGCUCCAGGCUGACCCUGGGCGAGGCGCUGAGGCGGGGCCCGGGCGCACCGUACCCCUGACCCCGGCUCCAGGAUGUGGCGGGCCCGGGCCGCGGCCGUUUGUGUUGUCUGCCAAAGCUUAGCAAAUAGCAGCUAUGGAGUAAAAGGAAAAUCACCAUUGCAAAAAUUACACCUUGUUUCCCGAAGUAUUCAUCAUCCCCAUUAUACAAGUUCAAAGUUUCAGAGACCUCCACUAAGGACAUCAAUUCAACAGUUCUCCUCUCUUAAUCGUCUUCCCUUACGGAAAACCAAACUUUUAUCUGUAAAAUAUGGAUACCUGUCCCAUAGAAAUUUCUGGGUAGCUAGACUGGCUUCAAGGCUUCUAAAACUUCGCUAUCUUGUACUAGGAUCUGCUGUAGGUGGUGGCUAUACAGCAAAAAAGACGUAUGAUCAAUGGAAGGAGAUGCUGCCUGAUCUCAAUGACUAUAAGUGGAUUGUUCCUGACUUCAUUUGGGAGCUUGAUGAACACAUUGACUUUGAAAAACUUAGCAAAGUCCUUCCUGAUGCAGAAGACCUCGCUAAACUUCUACCUGACUUUGACAAGAUUGGAGAGAGCCUCAGUUCACUGAAGGGCUUUUUCUCACCUGGUUACAAUUUGGUUAGUGAAGUCAUAGGAGCUUCUGAUCUGCUUCUCUUGUUAGGUUCCCAAGGAGAAACAGCAUUCAGAGCUACAGACCAGGGAUAUGAAAAUGACAAACAGUACAAAAAGGGCCUGCUUGGUGAACUCAUUCUAUUACAACAGCAAAUCCAACAGCAUGAAGAGGAAGCACGCAGAGCUACUGGCCAAUAUAACACGGGCUCUUCCCAGCAGAAGCGAAAGGUCUCUGACAAAGAGAAGAUUGAUCAGCUUCAAGAAGAACUUCUGCACACACAGCUGAAAUAUCAACGAAUUCUUGAGCGCUUAGAGAAGGAAAACAAAGAACUAAGAAAGCUGGUGUUGCAGAAGGAUGACAAGGGCAUUCAUCAAAGGAAGCUAAAGAAAUCUUUGAUUGAUAUGUACUCUGAAGUUCUAGACAUUCUGUCUGACUAUGAUGCAAGCUAUAAUACCCAAGAUCAUCUACCUCGGGUUGUAGUGGUUGGAGAUCAGAGUGCAGGAAAAACCAGUGUGCUAGAAAUGAUUGCUCAAGCCCGGAUAUUCCCUCGAGGGUCUGGGGAAAUGAUGACACGUUCUCCUGUUAAGGUAACACUUAGUGAAGGUCCCCACCAUGUGGCUUUGUUCAAAGACAGCUCUCGGGAGUUUGAUCUGACCAAGGAAGAGGAUCUUGCAGCCUUGAGAAAUGAGAUAGAGAUCCGAAUGAGGAAAAGUGUGAAAGAAGGAUGCACUGUCAGUGCUGAGACCAUCUCCUUAAAUGUGAAAGGUCCUGGUCUGCAGAGAAUGGUGUUGGUAGAUUUGCCUGGUGUCAUUAGUACUGUGACAUCAGGUAUGGCUCCAGACACUAAGGAUACUAUCUUUAGCAUCAGCAAGGCCUAUAUGCAGAACCCGAAUGCCAUCAUCCUUUGUAUUCAAGAUGGGUCGGUGGAUGCAGAACGCAGUAUUGUCACUGAUUUAGUCAGUCAAAUGGAUCCUCAUGGGAAAAGGACAAUCUUUGUUUUGACCAAGGUGGACCUUGCUGAGAAAAACGUGGCCAGCCCAAACAGGAUACAACAAAUCAUUGAAGGUAAACUCUUCCCAAUGAAGGCUUUGGGUUACUUUGCAGUCGUUACAGGAAAAGGAAACAGCUCUGAAAGUAUCGAAUCUAUUAAAGACUAUGAAGAGGAAUUUUUUCAAAAUUCAAAACUGUUGAAGACAUGUAUGCUAAAGGCACACCAGGUGACGACGAGGAACCUAAGUCUUGCUGUGUCAGAUUGCUUUUGGAAAAUGGUGAGAGAGUCAGUGGAGCAGCAAGCAGAUGCUUUUAAAGCAACACGUUUUAAUCUUGAGACUGAAUGGAAGAACAACUACCCCCGGUUGCGAGAGCUUGACCGGAAUGAACUGUUUGAAAAAGCGAAGAAUGAAAUCCUCGAUGAGGUUAUAAGUUUGAGCCAGGUCACACCAAAGCACUGGGAGGAGAUUCUUCAGAAAACAUUAUGGGAAAGAGUAUCUACUCAUGUGAUUGAGAACAUCUACCUGCCAGCAGCACAGACUACAAAUUCAGGGACAUUUAACACCACUGUGGACAUCAAGCUGAAGCAGUGGACUGACAAACAACUGCCUAAUAAAGCAGUAGAGGUGGCAUGGGAGACUCUGCAGGAAGAAUUUUCUCACUUCAUGACAGAAAAGAAAGGAAAAGAGCAUGAUGAUAUCUUUGAUAAACUGAAACAAGCUGUCAAAGAAGAAAGUAUUAAACGACACAAGUGGAAUGAGAGAGCAGAAGACAGCCUGCGAGUGAUUCAGCACAAUGCUUUAGAAGAUCGGUCAAUAUCUGAUAAACAGCAGUGGGAUGCAGCUAUUCACUUCAUGGAGGAUACUCUCCAGAGUCGCCUCAAGGACACUGAAUCUGUUAUUGAAGACAUGGUGGGCCCAGACUGGAAAAAAAGAUGGCUGUACUGGGUAGGCCGCACUAAAGAACAGAAUAUUCGCAAUGAAACAAAAAAUGAACUUGAGAAGAUGAUAAAAUGCAAUGAAGACCAUGCAGCUUACCUUGCAAAUGACGAGGUGACAACUGUCCGAAAGAAUCUUGAAGCAAAAGGGGUAGCAGUGGACCCAUGUUUGAUUAAAGACACGUGGCACCAAGUUUAUAGAAGACAUUUCUUGAAGACAGCUUUGAGCCACUGUAAUCUGUGUCGAAGAGGCUUUUAUUACUACCAAAGGCAUUUUGUAGACUCUGAGCUUGAAUGCAAUGAUGUGGUUCUGUUCUGGCGCAUACAGCGAAUGCUGGCGAUUACAGCAAACACACUGAGGCAGCAGCUUACUAACACUGAAGUCAGACGUUUGGAGAAGAAUGUUAAGGAAGUGCUGGAAGACUUUGCUGAGGACAGUGACAAGAAGGUUAAGUUACUAACGGGCAAAAGGGUCCAGCUGGCGGAGGAUCUCAAAAAAGUUCGGGAAAUCCAGGAAAAACUUGAAGCCUUCAUUGAAGCCCUCCAUCAGGAGAAGUAGAUUGUUCAAGCAGCUGAACUCUUACCAUAAGAAUACAGGCCUUUCCCAAAAUGCAUUGCACAAAGAAGACAGAAUGAAAUGGCUUUGCUGUCCCAUUCGUCUUCCUAUCGUACCUUUUUGAAGCAUCCUGUGAUGUCAAAGGGGUGAGGGAAGUAAUUUCUCACAUGGGAUUGAGACGUAUUGAACAAAACCUCCCAUUUGAAUUUUUGAAGCAAGACAAACAUGACAGCAGAAUCCAGGUUUUGUUGUGUUGAAAUGACAAGAUGAGGGAAUGCCAAAGUUGUCCAAUUAAGUUCUGUUCCUGAGAGGAAGGAGAGACUUUUAUUUCUUGGCUGUGGUCUAGUAUGGCAGGACUGGAGCAGAUUCAUAAAGUGGUUUUAUCCAGUGUCAGUUUCUUGCCUGCAAAUAAUCCUGGGAGUUUGAAAUAAAGAUGUAUCAUUUGUACAUACAUGAAUUAACACCCUUCUAACUAAUAUUGGUUGUAUCCCUAUACGGUUGUUGAAACAUCGCUAGGGUACACCUCUAAUACACUGUGGUGAGAAGGGAGAUCUGAGAGAGAGAGGCUUUUCUUAAGCACUUGAGCUAUUGUCAUCAAAGGAAUUCUGCCAGUUCCUUUCAUUUGAAAAGUACAGGCUGUCAUUCAUUGACUCCUUAAAAAGUUUGGCUCAGGAAAUAAUGUCAACAGCUGCUCAUUUUAUGGCUGCUUUCCUAGUAGAUGAUGUUACUCUGAAUCAUAGCCAAUCACAUUUCAUUUUGGGGGUUGCCUGGACACUAACUGGGUUUCCUGUUAACUUUCCCCAUGUCCUGUUGGAAAGUAAGCUAAUUAUGUGUGUGGGUAAUACAGAAAAAUAAUUUAACAGUGUAACUCACUUUGUUUGACCCUCUCAAAUAAACAUUUCAGAAAAAAGAUCAAAACCAGAUUUUUUUAUAUAUAUUUUUUUUCUUUUUAUUGGGGACUUUAAGGCCAAAAUUGCUUUAAAGUAGUGUAAUGCACAAGAUCCCUUCAUAGCCACUUGCUUUGUGUCGUUUAGAGUCUAGACUGAUAUAACUGGUCAGUGGUGUUCAUUUCCUUCAGUCUCUCAGAUUGCCCCCAACGCAGUCUGCAAGUGACAUACCAGAGCUUGGUGGAUUAAACCAAUAUUCACCAAUUCUUUGAGGUAUCACAUAGAAUUUUGCUUACUUGAUUUUACUUGUUUCCUCUGUUAUCUUGUCUGCCAGUUAUACAUUUUGUAUAAUAUAAGCCCCAAAUAAAUGAACAUCAUCUUUUUUUACAUAUCUCGACUUAGCUACUAUUGCUGUUAAAGUUGUCAAUGAGACAGAUUUAAGAAAAUGAUCUAAAUACAAUUUCACCGAUGUCCAGUGACUUUUUUAAAGCCCCUUUUUAUUUUUCUUCUGACACUCUUAAUACAAGUGUAGUAAUCCAGCUAGAAUUGACAAAUGGUGCUGAAUACUUGAAUACUGCCCUGGAAGAGGAUGUUAGACAGGUUCAAAACAGUUCCUUGUGCAAUUAUCCCAAAAUGUAGGUUAGGAAAUUGAAAUAGGCUUGUAUUCUUCCCUCUGAAAGAGGCAAAUGAUUUGAAUUACUGGUAAUUGAGAAUAAGAAGGAAUCAGUAUGUAAGAACAUUUAUCAUUUUGCUUCUGACACAGAGAGCAACACUAGAAGUGGAACAGGAAACCCCUAACAUUUGAUAAUCAAAAAUAAGACUUUAAGCACCAUUGUGUAAAAAAACUGAAGUGUCGUUUUUCAUACAGUGGUGCUUAAAAUUAAACGUGGCAAGAUAAUCGAACAGAUUGAGCACUGGGGCUUCUUUUUUCUUAAAACCACCUGAUUACAGGGAAAGGAAGGAGUGCAUUUUAAAAAAAAGGUAAAUUGGUUUAUAUGGUCUUUUGGCACAGACUGUGGGUAACUUCAGAAGUUUAAGGUGUUUCCACAACAGUGAAGGAAAGCAGAUUCCAUAGAUUGUAUAUCACAUGAAUGAGUCUGUACUUGUAUGAAAUCUCUCUCUGUACAAAAAACCUUUUUGCGUUUACUUGACAUGAUCACUGUUUGAAAUCUCUGUGUAGUGUAAAUGUUGCAAAAUGUCGCAUCCAAUGGUCCCAUAUGCACCUUUUUUUCAGCAUGGUAUCUACAGUCUUUGGUUACAAUUUCUCUAUUGCUGAUCUGAGUCUUGGCAUGGUGUGUUCCUUGAGAGCUGGGUAUUUAUUGAAUGCAGAUGUAAUUGAAGGGAAAAUAAUAAAAUUCAGGCUUUGAACACUAAA
Mauremys reevesii (Reeves's turtle) is the source of this 5480-nucleotide messenger RNA. RefSeq names its product OPA1 mitochondrial dynamin like GTPase (gene OPA1). Gene Ontology annotation, cellular component: mitochondrial membrane; cytoplasm; microtubule. Gene Ontology annotation, molecular function: GTP binding; microtubule binding; GTPase activity. The transcript is spliced from 31 exons. Gene Ontology annotation, biological process: mitochondrial fusion. Lineage: Eukaryota; Metazoa; Chordata; Testudines; Geoemydidae. The record is from RefSeq and is a predicted model, not a curated record. Bases 177 to 3221 code for a protein of 1014 amino acids.